This is a messenger RNA of Arabidopsis lyrata subsp. lyrata, 3467 nucleotides long. Its product is annotated as formin-like protein 14. The record is from RefSeq and is a predicted model, not a curated record. NCBI's taxonomy places the organism in Eukaryota, Viridiplantae, Streptophyta, Magnoliopsida, Brassicales, Brassicaceae.
ACCGAAAAAGCGAUCCGUCUGGUUUUUGUCUGUCCCUUAUUUCAAAAUUUGAAAACCAAACGUUCCCGAUUUUCAUCCUUUUGUGUUCUCCACCGGAGCCUUUACGCCGCAAUACCGCCGCCUUCGCCGCUUCAGCUGCAUCGGUGAAUGUAAAUAGCCGUCGUCUUAUUCUAAUAAGGUUGCAAUGUCUUUGUUAAGUAGGUUCUUUUACAAGAGACCACCAGAUGGAUUACUUGAAUUUGCUGAUAGAGUUUAUGUUUUUGAUUCAUGUUUUUGCACGGAGGUGUUGGCGGAUAGCUUGUACCAAAUCUUCUUGCAUGAAGUUAUCAAUGAUUUACACGAGGAAUUCCCGGAAUCGUCUGCAGAAUGUGACGUAAUCAAAAUUGACAUCCAGUGCUGGGUUCAAGGAGAUGUUGUACUGGAGUGUGUGCAUAUGGAUUUAGAUCCAGAACGAGAGGUUAUGAUGUUUCGUGUGAUGUUCAAUACUGCAUUUAUCAGGUCCAACAUACUAAUGUUGAACUCUGACAACUUGGAUAUUCUUUGGGAAGCCAAGGAUCAUUACCCAAAAGGGUUUCGAGCAGAGGUCUUGUUUGGAGAAGUUGAGAAUGCCUCGCCUCAGAAAGUUCCCACCCCAAUAGUAAAUGGUGAUGAGACUGGUGGAUUGCCAUUGAAGCUUUCUAGAGUCAAGAAUUUUAGCGGUGUGGAUUUGGCUGAGAAUGGAGAUGAUGCUGCUUUGUGGUUGCUAAAACAACUUGCUGCCAUAAAUGAUGCGAAAGAGUUUUCAAGAUUUCGGCACAAAGGGAGUUUUUAUUUUAAUUCUCCUGACUCUGAAGAGGAGACAAACACAUCUAGUGCUGCUGAUAGUUCAGAUGAAGGCUUUGAUGCCAUUCAGAGACCUCAUAUUCGUAUACCUUUUGAUAACGAUGAAACAGACGACAUUACUUUGUCUGUCACUCAUGAAUCUUUAGAGGAGCCUCAUGAAUUCUCUUGUCACCAACAUCAUGAAGUUCCAGCAAAAGACAGUGUCGACCCAUUGACUCUUCCAUCAGAUCCACCAUCUUCUGUUGUUCAUGUCACACUUCUGCCUCCACCGCCACCGCCACUUCCUCCCCCUCAUUUUAUGAGCACAACCUCAUUUUCACCCCCACCACCACCCCCACCCCCGCCACCUCUCCCUAGUUUCAGCAAUAGAGAUCCUUUGACAACAUCGCAUCAGCCUACCAACAAAAUCCCUCCACCACCACCUCCUCCUCCUCCGCCACCUCCUUUUAAAAGCAUCCCUCCGCCAUUAGCUCAACCACCACCACCACGUCCUCCUCCUCCUCCUCCUCCUCCUCCGCCACCUUCUUCUAGAAGCAUUCCUCCACCCUCAGCACCACCGCCACCACCGCCACCUUCGUUUGGGAACACACGAAAUAAGCUUCAGGCGCAGCUACCUCCGCCUCCGCCUCCACCUCCUCCUCCAAUCCAAGCAACUCCUGCUGCUAAAUGUCCACCACCACCACCACCCCCGCCUCCACCUACAUCUCAUUCUGGUUCUAUUCGUGUUGGCCCACCUUCGGCACCACCACCACCACCACCUCCUCCUCCUAAAGCUAAUAUUUCAAAUGCCCCCAAGCCUCCACCCCCUCCGCCACUUCCUCCUUCAUCUACAAGGUUUGGUGCUCCCCCUCCACCUCCACCACCACCACCACUAUCCAAGACCCCUACUCCGCCUCCACCACCUCUAUCCAAGACCCCUGUUCCUCCUCCUCCACCAGGGCUGGGUCGUGGUACAAGUAGUGGCCCACCACCACUGGGAGCUAAAGGUUCAAAUGCACCACCACCACCUCCUCCUGCAGGAAGGGGCAGAGCUUCCUCGGGACUUGGAAGAGGCCGAGGCGUGAGUGUUCCUACUGCUGCACCUAAGAAAACCGUGUUAAAACCUUUGCAUUGGUCUAAAGUUACUCGGGCAGCAAAAGGUAGUUUGUGGGCUGAUACUCAGAAACAGGAAAAUCAACCACGGGCCCCUGAAAUAGAUAUAUCAGAGCUCGAGAGUCUUUUUUCUGCAGUUUCAGAUACCACAGCUAAGAAGAGCACAGGUCGCCGGGGUUCUAGUAUCAGCAAACCUGAGAAAGUUCAAUUGGUUGACCUGCGAAGAGCAAAUAACUGUGAAAUAAUGCUUACGAAAAUAAAGAUUCCUUUACCAGACAUGCUUAGUGCAGUGCUAGCCUUGGAUUCGUCAGCUCUGGACAUCGACCAGGUUGAAAAUCUCAUCAAAUUUUGUCCGACCAAGGAAGAGAUGGAACUGUUGAGGAAUUAUACUGGUGACAAGGAAAUGCUUGGAAAGUGUGAACAGUUUUUCAUGGAACUAAUGAAGGUUCCACGUAUAGAAGCAAAGUUACGAGUGUUUGGCUUUAAGAUUACCUUUGCUUCUCAGGUGGAAGAGUUAAAAAGCUGCUUAAAUACUAUAAACGCUGCUAGUAAAGAGGUGAAGGAGUCUGCAAAGUUGCGUCAAAUUAUGCAAACAAUUUUAACGUUGGGAAAUGCUCUAAAUCAGGGAACUGCGAGAGGGUCUGCUGUGGGGUUCAAACUAGACAGUCUCCUUAAAUUAUCUGAUACUCGUGCUAGAAAUAACAAAAUGACUUUGAUGCAUUACUUAUGCAAGCUUGUUGGUGAAAAAAUGCCAGAAUUGUUGGAUUUUGCUAAUGACCUUGUUCACUUAGAAGCUGCUUCGAAGAUUGAAUUGAAAACGUUGGCUGAAGAAAUGCAAGCGGCGACUAAAGGCCUUGAGAAGGUUGAGCAAGAACUAAUGGCUUCAGAAAAUGAUGGUGCAAUUUCUUUGGGCUUCAGGAAGGUCUUGAAGGAGUUUCUUGAUAUAGCUGAUGAGGAAGUGAAGACGCUUGCUUCGUUAUAUUCAGAAGUGGGAAGAAAUGCAGAUUCUUUGUCUCACUACUUCGGUGAGGAUCCAGCUCGAUGUCCUUUCGAGCAAGUGACCAAGAUUCUGACUCUUUUCAUGAAAACAUUCAUCAAAUCUCGAGAGGAGAAUGAAAAACAAGCCGAGGCUGAGAAGAAGAAACUGGAAAAAGAAGCUAUAAAGGAGAAGUCAGCGACAAAGAAAGAUGGCGCUGAUAACGACAACGAUCUUAUCCAGCAGAUCCAUAGACAUAGAACAUGAACAAACAUCGGUCUUAAACCGAAGACCCGAGGUUUUCAGAUCGAUAAAAGCUUUGUUUUAUAGGACUCAAUGUUGCACAUACGGAACAAGAGCUGAGAUCUUUCCUAGAUCUUAGACAAAGUAGUCAACUUCUAUGAUGUUUAGAUGGAAGUGUUUUAUCUCUGAUCUCUUCAUUGAUGUAAAAACUCAGAGGUUCGUGUUUAUGUCCCAGUCCUAGAAAUAUUUGAACUUUUAUAGAAUCCAAAAGUUAUAUCAUCUUCACUGUGCAGAGAAAAACAUUUUUUUUUUCAAAGAAUAAUAAAUCUUCACA